Messenger RNA from Perkinsus marinus ATCC 50983, 505 nucleotides. RefSeq lists its product as hypothetical. The record is from RefSeq and is a predicted model, not a curated record. The transcript is spliced from 3 exons. Lineage: Eukaryota; Perkinsozoa; Perkinsida; Perkinsidae. The annotation marks the transcript as partial.
ACGCUACCUCUAUGCCCAGUCAAGGGUACUGCUUCUGUUGAGUGUCUCGAGCAAGCACUGAAGAAGGUGGAUUGUUGGCUGAAGUCGACCAAGAUGGGACAACGGUCUUCUCAGGUCAUGGAUUACAAUCGUCAUCACCAUAAUUCCGCUAUACCAGUGGUCGUCCUUUCUGCUUGUAGCAAUAUCUGUGGUGUGCGUCUCGAUAUACCGACAGUAUCAACUCUGAUCCAUGAAUAUAACGGUGUUGUCGCAUGGGACUUGGCAGCCAUUGCAGCUCAUGACAAGGUCGAUAUGAACCCUUCUACGCACCCUAACGGUUAUAUCGAUUUCGCAUUCGUAUCUCCUCAUAAGCUGAUCGGUGGUCCCGGUAGCAGCGGUCUCUUGUUGUGUAAGAAGAAACGACAGACUAACGCCGUGCCGGCUGUCUGCGGCGGAGGCGUCGUUCUAUACGUGAGUCAGAGAGGUCAUCGGUAUCUUGAUGACUUCGAAGAGCGCGAGGAAGCUG